This is a messenger RNA of Triplophysa dalaica, 529 nucleotides long. RefSeq lists its product as uncharacterized. The record is from RefSeq and is a predicted model, not a curated record. Lineage: Eukaryota; Metazoa; Chordata; Actinopteri; Cypriniformes; Nemacheilidae. The transcript has 7 exons. The coding region runs from base 97 to 387 and encodes 96 amino acids.
GCCCGCAGCAUUUAUAAAGACGGCCUGGAAAAUGCUUGAUACAAACCUCACACUUACAUCGAACACUGUUUUGUUGAGCAUCUGCUGUAUUCUUCCAUGAUGAGAACUGUUGUACCUAUUAUCCUCUUUGUUGCAGUGGCAGGCUUCCACAAUGUGGUGUCUGUGUACCUGGAUUCUGCUGAAAGCAACAAAUCAUCUGAAGAAAUGGAUGCCACAACAUGGGCAUUAACAGGCACUACAGGAAAUCAAGAAGAGAACACCGCAAGUCAGACCGCAGAAACCACAAACACUAUGGGCUACAAACACAAAGAGGAGGAUGAGGAGAAUGUGGAAAGAGGGACGAAAUCCUUAUAUCUGGAUGAAGAAAGGGCAUAUUAUGGGUGCUAGGGUUACUUACUGUUUGGGAAUCUAUAUAUUUUAAACCUGUAUAUCCACCUGGCACAAGGAAACAAACCUGUUCAUGUUUGUGACCUCCUUUCACAAGAUAUCAAGGUUCACUGCUUUUUCAAAUAAAGCCUGAAAACAUUCA